ACCGGCGCGCUUCCACUCGGCUCGCCUUGCGCGCGGGCUUUGCCGGGUGGCAGAACGCGCGCGAGCGGUGGGCACCCCGCCGCCAUGAAGCCCGGGCGGGAGAAGAGAACCCUCCUGUGAAGACCGAACAAGCAGCAUGAUGGAUUCAGAAGAUCUUGUUAUUAAGAAGUCAAAGACAGACCAAAUUGGUCACCGCAUUGUAAAUGUUAGCUCAGGCAAACAUUACUUUUGUGGUUAUUGUGCAGCCAUGACAAAUGUUUCAGUCACCUUCCCCAUUCAGAAAGUCCUCUUUCGGCAGCAACUGUACGGCGUACGAACCAGGGAUGCGAUACGUCAGCUGCAGAAAGAUGGGCUGAGGAAUCUGUACCGUGGCAUCCUUCCUCCACUGAUGCAGAAGAGUACAACCCUGGCGUUAAUGUUUGGUCUGUAUGAGGACUUGUCUUCCGUAUUCCUAAGGCACAUGAGUGCACCUGAGAUUUUGACCCGGAGCUUGGCAGCUGUGCUUGCUGGGACCACAGAGGCUGUUCUGACCCCCUUUGAGCGUGUUCAGACACUUCUGCAGGACUACAAACAUCAUGACAAAUUUACAAACACUUUCCAAGCAUUCAGAGUACUUCGGGAACAUGGAGCCAGGGAAUACUAUCGGGGUUUGGUGCCAAUCCUGCUCCGGAACGGUCCUAGCAAUGUUCUUUUCUUCGGUCUGAGAGGACCUAUCAAACAAUGUUUGCCUGAAGCAACAACUUACAGUACUCAUUUGAUCAAUGAUUUUAUCUGUGGAGGGGUAUUGGGUGCUAUGCUGGGAUUCCUGUUUUUCCCAAUGAACGUUGUAAAAGCCCGCAUGCAGUCACAAAUUGGUGGGGAAUUCCAGCCUUUUUCAAAAGUCUUCAUGAAGAUUUGGCUGGAGCGUGACAGGAAACUGACACACCUCUUCCGAGGUGCCCAUCUGAAUUAUCACCGGUCCCUGAUUUCCUGGGGCAUAAUCAAUGCAACAUAUGAAUUCUUGCUCAAAUUAUUGUGAAAAGUGUUAACCGCUUGUGAAGUUCCUUUUCUCAGUUGGGCAUCAGACAACUCUGAGCUAUCCAUUUCCAGGGAGUAAUCAAACUCUCACUAGUAACACUGAACUCCAUAACAUUUGGGAAAUUUAAUUGCAAAAUUAUAACUCUUUCAGUAGGUAAGGAUGUCUGUUAUUUUAAUCAGUGCCUACUUAGUUCAAAAUAUAAUUGCAUCCACUCGUAUUAAUGGCCUUUCAGUCUUGUGUCAGCUGUAUGGAUAAAAUGAUUGGUUGAAAAUUUUCCUGGAAUAAAAGGAUGCCAGAAGGUGGAUUUGCCCAAAGCAUGAUAAACUGCAUUUUAUAUUGGCCUAUAAACAGUUUGCUCCAGAUCAGCUUCAACUUUCUUCAACACUCCUGGUGAUCCAAAGAAUGCACUUUGAAGAAAUGCAACAGGGCAGAAGACUGAUAUUUACUUUGUUGCUUCACCUGUUUGUAACAAAUGGUAUGUUAUAAUAAAUGGGCCUUAAGUUUCCAUGAUGCCCCCCCCCUUCCCAUUUUUUUUCUCCCUUUGGAAAGAGACUGCCAAAUUUGGGAGAGAAAUCUCUCAGUUGAAACUUAAGGUUCUGUAAAACUUGUGAAAAAGCUUUUGGUAGACUGAAUAUGAGAUCUUGUCAAGAUUUAAUAUUAAAUUUCAGAAUCUGUGUUCACUGUAAGCCUGGUGGUAGAUAAAUCUGUUUAAAACUAAAUAGCUGCAGGGUUGGGUUGGCUGGGCAGGAAAGGGUGAAAAAAGCUUUAUCUGAAAAGUUUUGAAAUAUGUCUUCAUAUUACACUGCCACGUAACUUGUCACUGGAUUUUUGUUUGCCCAUUUAGACUAAUUUUGGUGCAAGUGGGAUACACUAACCAGUGUAGCUUCAUUUUAAUCACUUUUCAGCUUUGGAAAGUAUGGCACAAAUCACAUGUGGUGUAAUUCAUUUCAGGUUAAGCAUUUUAAAAUCCCAUUUAUUUUCAGUGGCAUUUAACACUUUUUACAGGAUUGUGCUCCAUGUUAAUUCUGAGUUUAGUUAAGCAGAGUUUUAGUGCACUGGAAUAGAAAUGACCUGUCUAGGAGUUUAAUGUCUCAUUUUCAGGAUAUCCCACUGCGGUAGAAAAGGCAUGUUGUUUGUAUUGGGGGGUAUGGGAGCAUGGCCUCCUGCAAUUCCUUUAAUAUUAACUGGUGUUUAUAUCAGUAGGCUUGGUUUAUGAGAUCCGUCCACCUACUUUCACAGAAAACGGAUUAUUUAAUUGAGGCCCCACUUUAUGUAUAGCCUUAUCCAGUUUGUGAACUGGCUGCAUAGUGUCAUGUGAAGGACCGUGCAUGUAUGUAAAAAGGAGAAAAGCCUUUGCAAGUAUUACAUGGAGCUGAUUUUAUGUGUGUAUUCAAUCAUGCUGACAAACAUUUCUGUAUACAUAAAAGAAUUCAGGUAAAAAAAUAGAAGCAAAGCAAGAGAUCAUAGGACAAUUAUCAAGAGGAAAGCAAGUCUACCGUAAUAAUACUCAUUAUGGGAUUGGAGUUUUUUUUUGUAUAUUUUAUCCACCCACUCCCUUAUGCAAAUAGGAGUUAAUUCUUAUUUGUGGUGUACAGAAACAUUUUCCCAAAUUGAAUUGAUCAUUCUCCAAGUGUUAGAGUAUUGUUGUUGUUUUUAAGUGUAGGUGACCUCUCAGCAUUGAGAGGGUAUGAUUUUUAGUUUACUUUGCCUAUUGUUCAUCUGAAAAAUUGCCUCAAAACAGCAGUUAAUCUUGAUCCAACUUUUCCCAUUUCCUGAUAUUUGUACUGUACUAGUGUAUGCUACUUAGCCUCACAGUUAAUUGCCAAGCACAACAUGCAAGAAUGUUUGAUAUUUUGAAUGUUGUAAUUAUUUGCAUUUAAAAAUAAAAAGUAUGUUGAAUGUUCUGCUGGUAAAAUCUGAUUUUACCGGUGUUUUUUGUAACUUCCCUUGAUGAAUAAACGAAAGAAAGACCCAUUUCCUGAAAUGGAUUUCUCUAA
Elgaria multicarinata webbii is the source of this 3015-nucleotide messenger RNA. RefSeq names its product solute carrier family 25 member 51 (gene SLC25A51). Gene Ontology annotation, molecular function: NAD transmembrane transporter activity. The transcript is spliced from 2 exons. NCBI's taxonomy places the organism in Eukaryota, Metazoa, Chordata, Lepidosauria, Squamata, Anguidae. The coding region runs from base 137 to 1018 and encodes 293 amino acids. Gene Ontology annotation, biological process: mitochondrial NAD transmembrane transport. Gene Ontology annotation, cellular component: mitochondrion. The record is from RefSeq and is a predicted model, not a curated record.